AAGGCUGGCAGGCUAGCAUUUCCGCUCAACUGGUUGUUAGGAACUGCUUUUCUCGGACCAUCAAGAGGUCAGCAGGACAACAUGGCUCAACACGACCUUACGACAAAGAUUGGUCACUACCUGGACCGCCAUAUGGUGGCUCCAUUACUCGAGUUUUUGUUGGGAAAAGAGAUCUACUCCCACAAAGACUUGAUGCAGGCCAAGUAUGACCUUCUCUCGAAAACGAAGAUGAUUGACUAUACCAAUCAGAUUUAUAAAGAGAUUAAUGGGUUGGAAGAUGAGGGAGAUAAUGAGCCGGGAUACGAAGAGCGGCGUGCGGGUGUCUUGCAAAAGUUUGAGGAAUUGACGGAGCAGAGCUCCGAAAUCAUGGAUAUGAUCCAGGACCCUAUCGUCAUCCAGCAGCUUAAGCAGGACAAACUCGCCAACAUCCAGUUUCUAAGUGACAACUACAACUUCAAACCUGAAAUGCUCAACGCACUUUACGAAUUCGCGCUCUACAAUUACGACAUUGGUAACUACUCCAGCGCUGCAGAGAUGCUGUAUCAUUUUCGUAUUUUGUCCACAGACUACGACCUCAACGUCAGCUCGCUCUGGGGAAAGCUCGCCGCUGAGAUUCUCACCCAAAACUGGGAAACCGCGUACGACGACCUAAACCGACUGAAAGAAAUGAUUGAACAGCGCAACUUCACCUCCCACCUCCAAGCACUCCAACAGCGAUCCUGGCUGAUUCACUGGUCUCUCUUUGUCUUUUUCAACCACCCCAAAGGCCGGGACGGCAUUGCCGACCUAUUCUUCCAACCGCAAUACCUCAAUACCAUCCAGACCGCAUGCCCAUGGAUCCUCCGUUACCUCACCACUGCCGUCGUCGUGAACAAGAAGCGCCGCAACGUCCUCAAAGACCUGAUUAAAGUAGUGCAGCAAGAGUCCCAUGCCUACCGGGAUCCGAUUACCGAGUUUAUUGAGUGUCUUUACGUCAACUUUGACUUUGACGGUGCACAGCAGAAGCUCAAGGAGUGUGAUGAAGUGAUUGCCAACGAUUUCUUUUUGGUUUCACUUCAAGAGGACUUCAAGGAGAAUGGACGGUUAUUCAUAUUUGAGACGUACUGCCGUAUCCACCAAUGCAUUGACAUCAAGGAUGUGAGCCAGAAACUCGAUUUGAGCCCUGAAGCGGGUGAAAAAUGGAUUGUGAACCUGAUCCGAAAUGCGCGGAUGGACGCCAAGAUUGACUCCAAGACGAACACGGUUAUCAUGGGCACACAGUACAAUUCAAUCUACCAGCAAGUCAUUGAGCGAACGCGAGCACUGUCAUUCCGAUCCUCACUUUUGGCAUCAAAUAUUGAGAAGAGAGAGCAGGAGCUGGCGAACCGGAGGAAGGUACGAGGGAAGGGUGGUCGUGAGGAAGCUGUUUCAACUCCUUUGGAAGGAGAGGAUGCCGAAUAGAGUAUGUGUGGAUAUUGUAGAUGAUAACAUGUGCAAUAUAUGUAUUAUUAGCAAAUGCACACGCUGGCAUUUACCGAAAGCUUUCUAGCCAACAUUUACCAUCUACAAGUACAAGUAGUGUCAUCCAUA
Spizellomyces punctatus DAOM BR117 is the source of this 1569-nucleotide messenger RNA. RefSeq lists its product as uncharacterized. The transcript has 6 exons. Gene Ontology annotation, biological process: translational initiation. Lineage: Eukaryota; Fungi; Chytridiomycota; Chytridiomycetes; Spizellomycetales; Spizellomycetaceae. The record is from RefSeq and is a predicted model, not a curated record. Gene Ontology annotation, cellular component: eukaryotic translation initiation factor 3 complex; cytoplasm; nucleus. The coding region runs from base 82 to 1440 and encodes 452 amino acids. Gene Ontology annotation, molecular function: translation initiation factor activity.